CGCUGAUCACGGUCUACUUAACAUAUUGAGCACACAACUCUCGAAUGAAAGAGAGGAUAUAUGAUUUCAUCGUACUUGAUGACGAGAAGUUCUGCAGCUCCUAGUAAAUCUAACAGGAACGAACUGGGAUUCAUCAAGAAACAGAAAGAAACCACGUCAUGUUGACCACAUGUACAAAGUCUUCACAGGCCAGAUCCACAAUGCUGCAAAUGAAAGUGAAACUCGUAUCUCGGUUGUUGCAUUUAUUUUUGGCUUUGGAAAGCAGGAUGUUGUAUGUUGAGUUGUAUUCGCAAAAUUAGAAGGUCACAGUCAGUCAAACUCAUACCAACACGCGAAAGAGCUGCACAAGAACCCGAUGAAGAGUACACAAAUCUUCACAGUCGUCGGGUCAGUAUCAGUAAUAAAAUUUAAAAUGCUGGUGUCUCAUAUACAGUGGGACGAUUAGAAGUAGAUAAGAUCUUGCACUUCGGUUGAACAAAACGCGUCGAAGAAGUUCCACUUCUUUCGCACUCGGUCUGUAGAAUUAUAGAAGAUACCUGGAGAUCCCGGUUGAGCGCGAUCGAUCUCCUGCAAAAGAACCUCGGUUGGUGUACAACAGCACAGGUCUCAUAUUCGACGCGCGUGCUGCACAUGCAAUUUUUAUCGAGUGCACCAGUAGACUCCACGAAGUCCGUCGAAGCCAUGGAGCAGCAGCCAUACGCAAAACGAGAAGAAAAACAAAGCACCUGCAAUGACCAGAGGUGUGAAGAUUCUGAUUUUUCGAAAGCCUUUUCUAUAAUCUUGGAGAGCGGCACGCAAGAUGAGAGCUGGAGGUUCCGGCGGGACCUGCUACUAGAGCGGACGCGAGAGGAGUAGCAACGCCUCAACGUUCUAUCAUGCCAAUUUCUUUUACUAUUACUUAAUAAACAACAGCUGGCGUUUCCUAGUUGGCGUUUUGGCCUAUUAGUAUUAACUCACACUACAAAUACAACACUUGAAAGAUUGACAACAUUGGCAUUGCGCCACAACUAUCAUUUUUACACGCACCAACCAUUGCACAUACGACAUCAAAAAUCCUCUUACAUCGGCCUCCGUGUCCAACAUUCAUGAACUCCAAACGAUCUUCAUGUAGAUGUUUCUCUCUCGUCUGCUGUCGUCAAAAUAAUUAUGUCAAAAGGAGACAAAGCAUCCAAUCAGCACCUUUAUGAAUGUAUCGUCAAACUACGCGACGCAGCAGCCCGAGAAGUAGAGGAAGUACCAGGUAAAGAACGAACAAGCUCUACAACGGCCUACUCCGACGUGGUCCCCGAUAACUCGGACCACUCUGCAUAUGGAAGUGUCAGGAGCGAGAUUGACAAAGUCGAAAAAUUUGUGAUGCACAACAUUGAUGUCAGUUGGAGCCUCAGUUUCCAAGUGGCGCAUGACAAAUUUCGGGAGCACCCAAAUCCAGCCUGUCAUGCUGUUUGGGCAAAGAAGACUGCUCCUGUUAUGCUACUCUGGCAGCGCAUUUUGUUGCGCCCCUAAACGCUAAACAGGCUUGUAAUCGGUCUCAUUUGCCUGCUCCCCAAUACAGGCCUUCAGUGCCCUAUAUUUUAUGCAUCACAAAUUUUUCGAUUUUGUCGAUUUCGAUCCUGACGCACCCACUCUGCAGCCAGUUCUUCACACCAGCAAGAAGUAGAUCAACAACUCCACCUCGAGUUUUCCCAGAAACUUGUGAUAAAAAGUAGCCCGGACGACGAAGAUUUUUAUCCUGCUCCGUUUGCACCGCCGGAGAGAACGGCAGGAGCUUCUUCAACCCUUAACAAAACAAGCAACAAAAGCACAGGCAUGAUCGUCCUUGCGGGCGAUGUGGGUGGGACAAACACCCGCCUGCAGCUGACCGAGCACCUUGACAGCCCCUUCAAGUCGAAGUCUACGAGCGUUGGCGCGGCGCAAAUCCAGGGUUUGCUGAGCCAGAGUCCCCGUUCGGUCUCCGAGUUCUCCUCGCACAGCCUCGCGGCGAGUUCGCACUUGAAGUACCAAAGCAACUACCGGAACUCGGUGCGGGUUCUGUUCGACCGACGGUAUAAGGCCGCGGAUUAUAUGGGGUUAGAAGAGAUAAUUAUCAAAUUCUACCAAAUGUAAAAGUGUCUGGGUCUGGAAGAAUGCAACUUGUAAUGCGUAUUUCAGAACACAGAAAAGUCUCUCAUGCAUACGUAGCAAAAGCUCCCACUUUUUGCCAGCAAAAUAGGGGACUUGUCAUGCGGAUUCGGCAUUGCGGAAGGUUCUCGAAACCUGUGAUGCCAGGGCUUCCAUGCCAGACCUUCUGUGUCAUGCAAAAACAGCAUGACUCUUCCAGACCCAGACAUUUUUACAGUUGAUAAAUUCCUGGCAGAAGCAAAACAACACUUCCAGACCAACGCGUCGGCUUCCCCGAUGACCGCCGGCGCAGGGGCGAGUGCUUCUGGCACGACCGGGGGCGCAACUACGACUUCUAUGGCCGCUGCUGCAGCGAAGAGUACUAACCCCCGCGAGACCACCAACAGCAACAGCCCAAAACGAACGGGCAGCAAUAGCAAAAUAGCGUCUUCUACCGCGCCCCCAGCGAUCAAUGUCUCCGCGUGCUGCAUUGCGGUCGCGGGGCCGGUGGUAAAUGGCGAGGUGGAGUUCACGAACUUGCCGUGGAAUGUGCGAGAGGACGAGCUGGCGGAGUGUUUAUCGUUAGAGCCCACCCGGGUGCGGCUCAUUAACGAUUUCGUCGCGAAUGGGUACGGGAUUGAAACGCUGGAAAUCCGGGCGGAAAAGACCUCUUCCAGCCCCCCCACGGUGGAAAAGGUGCUACGGGAUAAGCCGGACGUGCUGUGUCUGCAGGAGCCGCUAAACGACCACUCGCUGGAAUCGACCGCGAAUUCGCCAAUCGCCACGAUCGGGGCAGGAACCGGAUUGGGCUACGGAAUUGUCGUGAGGGUAUAUAAUUUGGCUCUAGUACUACGGAGCCGCCCGUGCGAGCUGUUCAUGAUCUGAGUUCUUACUUGCACGGAUUUUCAUUUUAUUGCUCGAAAGUUUGUGGACCUUGCACUUCAUUCAUUCUUUCACGUUUCAUCGUCCUCUGCAACGUCGGUAGACACAAUAGCUUUAUUGGGUAGUUUUUUGGAGGAUUUCUUCAUAGCGACUCUAACCUUCUCUCAGGAUCCGGUGUCCGGCACAACCACCAACGUAUACCCUUCAGAGGGUGGGUAUGGAAGCGUCAGAAUCGAAAUUGACAAAAUCGAAACGAUUUGUCAUGCAUCAAAUGGAUUCCAGUUCGAACCCAGUUUCUAAGUGGCGCAUGACAAAUUCUGGUGGUGCCUGCAUCCAGUUUGUCAUGCUGUUUAGGCAAAGAAGACUGAUUCUCUUAUGCUGCUUUAGCAGCUCGAGCUAUAACCCCAAACAGGCUUACAAUCGGCCUCACUUGCCUGCUCUGCAACACACGUAUUUCGCGGCAUGCAUUUUAUGCAUCACAAAUUUUUCGAUUUUGUCAAUUUCGAUCCUGACAGUUCCAUAGUGGGCACAUGGAUUUCGCCCCCGUGGACGACGAGCAGUUAGGAUUGUUUGCUUUUUUGAAGUAUCAAAUGUAAAAAUGUCUGGGUCUGGAAGAAUGCAUUAGACAAGGAAAAUCGCAGAAGUUCAUCAAAAAUCGAACACCCCCCUGCCCGGGGCUCCCGGGGAAUAUAGUUGAUUUGUGUGGGCCCCAACCAUCUUGCAUCUCCCACCAGCGGAGCCCGCCCCGCCAUGCACUGUCGCUGGCAAGUGUGUCGCUUUUAGUUCUCACACCUGCGCAUGUACUAGGCAAAACGCCCCCGACAUUUGCUCUGCAGCCUUGCUCCGGUUCAAAGGCGCCCGCCUAUGAGAGAACAACUCGAAGGGGUUUGAAGGUGGUGCGCUUUUGAAAUGAGUCCCAUUGUUCCGAAAACGUUCCCGGCCCCCGUUUCUUGUCCCGUCACAGCGCGGAACCCUUCCAGCCUGCCGCCUGAAUCGCUCGCACAGCCCGGAUAAUGUAGAGCAGCGCCAUCAUAUUCACCAGCAGAACCCCCCAGAGCGCCAGUAACAAACCAACAGCCGCCCAGUUUUUGUCCCCGCCCCGGCCCGGCUGCCGGAAGUGCCGGGCACCGGCGUCGCCGAAGGUGCCGCGCGCCUGUCGGAAGUCGGCGGCGAGGCCGCCCACGAUGUCAGUGGCGUGGCCCGGUGCGAUGCACUUUGAGCGCGCGGCCUCCGCACGAUGGCCGGAGGCCGCCCGAACGUCUCGCCCCAGUCUGGAAAGUUUCCGGCAGAGGCAGAAGCGCGCGGCCUUUUGCCCGCCUUCGCUGCGAUCGGUUUUUUUGCCCGGCGGCCGGGGCGGCGGCCGGUCCGAAGGGGGGCAGCUUGGCGAGCAACGGCUUGGCUCCGGGGCCGCCGGCGUUCUUGUUUCGCAAAAGCGAAAAAAGCUGCUUCCGCGGCCGCCGAGGGCCCCAGCCGGGCAGCCAAAGGGGCCCCCUUCUUUGCGAAAAAAAGCACCCCCAAAAAGCACCCCCCUUGGAAAGCCUUUCCCCCACCUAAAACUGAAGAAUUCCGCGCCCAAAAAAGUACCCCCCUAGAGCACCCCCCUGGGGGCCCCCCCCGACUUCGCCUUCGGACAAGAAAUCCUCCCGACCUUCUCUUCUCGCCUUCUUCGCUUUACUGCCUUCGCGCCCGCUAUGUCUUAAAGACAAUCACACCCCAAGACACCCACGGCCGAGGGCCUUUAGGAGAAAGAACGUCGCGCCGCCUGUUCUUCGCAGCCAAGGCGGGCGCAAGGCCGCGCGCUUUUGCAUCUGCCAAGAACUUUCGACAACAGGAGACGGGACGGUCGGGGCGCCUCCGGUCAUCGGGCGGAGGCCGCAUCCGCAAAACGUAUCGCAUCGGCCCAGGCCAAUGGCACCGCGGCCGGCCUUGCCGCCGAUUUCCGACGGAGGCGCGGCGCUUUCGAAAGCGCAUGCGCCCGGCGCGUCCGGCAACCGGGCCGGGGCUGGGACGCAGGCUGGGCGGGUGCCCGUUUGCUCCUGGCGCUUUGGGUGGUUCUGCUGGUGAAUGUACUGGCGCUGCUUUACAUAUUUCGAGCUGCGCGAGAGAUUCAAGUGAGAAAGUGGAAGCGCUCUGCCCUGCGACAGGACAAAAAAUAGGACCCGGGAACGCUUUCGGAACAAUGGCGCUGAUUUCGAAAGCGCGCCAUCUUCGAACCCCUUCGAGCUGUUCUGUCAUAGGCGACCUCCUUUGAACCGGAGCAAGGCUGCAGAGCAAAUGUUGGGAUCGCGUCGGCUAGUACAUGCGCAGGCGUGAGAACUAAAAGCGACACGCAUGCCAGCGGCAUGGGAUGGCGGGGCGGGCUCCGCUGGGGGGAAAUGCGCGAUGGUUGGGGCCCACACAAAUCAACUAUAUUCCCCGGGAGCCCCGGGCAGGGGGGUGCUCGAUUUUUGAUGAACUUCUGCGAUUUUCCUUGUCUGAAUGCAACUUGUCAUGCUAAAUCUGAAGCAUGCAAGAAUCUGUGUUGCAUGAUUACCAAAAGUCGUCCAGUUUUGGCCAAGUCGGGAGGGAGUUUCUCAUGCAGGAUAGGCAUGAGAGAGAUCGCGCAGAAUCUGUCACGCUAGGUCCUGCAUUCCCGGCCUCAUGGGUCAUGGAAAAGCUGCAUGACAAGUGAGUCGCGCACUCUUCCAGACUCAGACACUUCUGCAUUUGAUAUGAAGAAGAAGCUGCACAGAGUCUCUGCGGAACGCGUCUGCUGCGGGCCAGGCAUCGUGAACAUUUACAAGUAUGUCAGGGAAAAUCCCCUGUAUAACACGCCAGAAGAUCCGUGUCUGAAGCGGGAGAUGUGCAAGGUAUACAGAAGUCACAAAAUGAGAUUAUUUGAUGUCAUGCACCUGUGUUGACAGGAUGAUGUCGAUGACUUGACGAUGAUAUGUAUAAAAUGAAUUGGAUCCACCUCAUGGCAUUUUCUGAUGAAAAGAAAAAAAAACAGGUUCGCGAAAUUGAUCAGCCUGCUCUGAUUUUCGAAUACGCAAAGAAAGGAGACCCAAUGUGUCUGCGAACGCUCGACAUAUUCAUAAAGGUGCGUUUAUUUUCCAAUUGAAAUUUUUCUUUUUUGUUGAAGAUGGUGUUGAUGAGUAUGCCUAUGUUCGUCUUGUAUCCCAUCCAUAAAAAAUAAAUCGAAAUCCCUAAACAAUCCAGGUGUAUGGUACUAUUGCCGGCAACUGGGCGCUCGCCACGGUACCAAAGCAGGGCCUCUUCAUUCUUGGGGGUAUCGGACCGAAGAUGGCCAAGGAGCUCAGCGACGGCCGGUUCAUUGACAAGUUUCGCGAUAAAGGUCGCAUGACCGGCGUAGUGCGGGACGUGCCGGUCUAUUUGGUACUCAACGGCGAUGUCGGGUUGCAGGGCGCUUCGGUGUACGCUGCCAGGUUGGUGUACGGGAGCUAAAAUAUUCGUAGCGUCUUUGUUAUUUCGUACACAGUUCGUGCUCUUCCAGGCUGUUUGAUGUGUUUCUUUUGAAGCGACGAGAUUAAAAGUGAUGCUCCAGCGAGAGUGAUUUUCCUUCUGUCUAAGAAGGCGGGUGUACUGGUUUGGUCUUGACUUUGACAGUAUUUUCAUCUCCUGAUGAAGAAUUGUCUAUGUCUUCGGCAACAUACCGAGCGGAAUCUCACCUGCUUUGCUUGGAUGAGAGGAAGGUUUCUUCUGUACCUGCCUGCCAGGAAGAGAACUAAGUCCACGAAGAAGAACAAACUGCUUUAGCCCCUAUACCCUCCCACCGUCACCCGGUGGGACAGGAACGCCGACCGCCAGUAGACCAACCAGCGGGCAGUUGCAGUACUCGGGAGCUGUCUACCUGGGCGCAGCCGCUUCAGCGGAUCAAAUCUGAUGAGCUCGUUUCGCUGCGGCUAUUCGUAUUCCGAUUUUACUUUUCGAAUUUUUGAAGCAUUUGCCCAUGAAAUACUGAAGACGAGCAAGAAAAACUACGUAAGUACCGAUUUAUUGCGCAAGAUGAAGCAUUAACCAAGAUGAAACAUCGAGAUGAAAGGAAAAUCUUGAAAACUGGGGAAGAAAAACAAAAAAUCCAUAUGGAAAAAAAGUAUAUCCGUUUUGCAUUAGCGCACCCCAGUAGAAGAAAAAACAAUGUGUAAAAUACAAUUUUCCCGAAAAAGUUGUCCCCUUCUUGAUGUGGUGCUUGCCACCUGAUCAUUCAAAUGUUCCAUAAAUUGGAAUGGAAUCAAGAGGAAGCGCUGCAUCGGGGGACUGUAAAAAUCAUUUCAACAUCAACAUCUUCCAAUGAAAAAACAGUUGCACACACACGAAUUCCGUAAACCGACGCGCAUAAUUUUGAGAAACACUUGGUGAUAGUGAUGAUGAAGACAUUCAUCAUAAGAUCUCGUGUCCCACUGUAGCACCAGCUACCUGCAAGAGAUGGAUGAGCAAACGGGAAU
Molecule: messenger RNA, 7424 nt
Organism: Amoebophrya sp. A120
Lineage: Eukaryota; Dinophyceae; Syndiniales; Amoebophryaceae
Source: the annotation of a GenBank genome assembly